This is a messenger RNA of Hyposmocoma kahamanoa, 1654 nucleotides long. RefSeq lists its product as uncharacterized. The coding region runs from base 1 to 1434 and encodes 477 amino acids. The transcript is spliced from 9 exons. NCBI's taxonomy places the organism in Eukaryota, Metazoa, Arthropoda, Insecta, Lepidoptera, Cosmopterigidae. The record is from RefSeq and is a predicted model, not a curated record.
AUGUUUGCUUUACACUCGCGGCGGCUGCGCAGAAGGCUCAGCGUUCCCACGUCGGGGUCUGCGCGGAGGCGCGCCCGCGAGCGCCGGCGCGCUGAGCAGACACGCCUCGAGGGCGAGCGGCUCGCCCGGCAGCGCGUCGAGAAGCGCAUGUUCGAGAAGAUGGAGCAGCAGAGAGUCGCUCGCGAACAACUAGCGUCAUACGAGCCUUGGGGCCGCGCGGGAGGUGGCGCUCCGAACCCACGUGGCGUCCGCUACUCCAACCUGCGCGCUUCAGGGAUCUACCCUGAAGAUGAAUUGAGGGGUAUAAAUCUAUACGAAGCUUGCCGUCGAUUGCCGUCACCACACCGACGUCGACGUACGCCGCUGCGCCUGCGCGAGGACCCGCAAACACUCUACACUGACACCUUGCGCAAGAGCGUCGAUAAUGACGUGCGUUACAGGCAGACACCUGAUCAGCAGAAAUGCUACAAGGAGAUAUUGGAUGACAUGGUGACUCGGAAAAACAAAGCUAUAAAAGCUGAAAUGAAAAAAGAUCGCGAGCAUGAGCGAAAAAUACAAACAUUGGAGGGGCCAUGGGGCAAGCCUGGUCCUGGAGGCACUACGUGGAGGAACCCCCGAGACAUUGGACUAAAUUUCUCAAAGUCUAUGGGCUGGACUGACAACGAAAUUUUCGACAAAAUAAAAGGGGAACACAAAAACUACAAAAGAUCUUCGCUUACUUUGCCUAAAGUAAAGAGAGACGACGAUUCUAAUGACGACAUCACACAGGACAAAGAAAACAUCAAACCUUCCAGUGUAGAAAAGCUGCCUGAUAUCGAACAGACGAAUAGUGCUAGUAAAGAACAGAAACGGAAACUCAGUGGCGAAAAAAAGGAAGCACCAAAAGUAGAACAAUUGAAGGACAAUGGAAAAAACAAAAAACGCGCAACUAAAAAAGGCAAUUUUGUAAAAAGAUUAUCAAACGGCGAGAGAUUAAAACGUAUAGUUCCUGAUGAAGAAAUUAAAAAACCCGUGCUUACAACGGUAAACAAUGGGGACGCAGCAACAAUAGGAGAUAAGAAACUGACGCCCGAGACAACAAUCUUCCGGUUGACGGGAGGAAUUGAGUUGGUUCCGUUAUUGGCAAGAAGGAGGCGUGUGGGAGCGAGGACUCUACCAUCCAGCGAUGUCACCAGGCCUCCGGAACAAGCUUGCGAAUGGCGUGAAUCUCUUCACGUUGAAUAUUUACGGGAAUUGAAACGACAGAUACAAGUUAAAUACGAUCGAAAAGAGGAAAGUCGUCGAGUAUCAGCCGAGAGUGUAAAGCAACACCACGCGACCUGGGAAUCCCUCUGGGGUAGACCGGGACACGGCGCCCCUUUACGAGGCAAAUACGCCCGCAGCAACCUAGCACGGCUGCUAUAUGUAGCCCCAUCGGUAGCUAAUGCUUCGUAAUACUUGUGCCAGGGAACAAUACUGGUACUUUUGCUAACACGGUACUGUCCUUUAGGGGUAAGUUUGGUGCAAUACCUUUACGGCGUAAGUGCGGGGUAAACGUGAUCGUAGUUUCCGUACAUGAUUUAGCCUCAGCGUUACUCGUCUGAUAACAAAACGUGAACAAAUAACAUGUAGAGGCACAAAAUGUAAAGAAAUAUUAGAAUUUAUCAAGUUGUCU